Molecule: messenger RNA, 1525 nt
Organism: Camelina sativa (false flax)
Lineage: Eukaryota; Viridiplantae; Streptophyta; Magnoliopsida; Brassicales; Brassicaceae
Product: BAG family molecular chaperone regulator 3
Biological process (GO): protein stabilization
Cellular component (GO): cytoplasm
Molecular function (GO): protein-folding chaperone binding; adenyl-nucleotide exchange factor activity
Source: RefSeq, a predicted model, not a curated record
AAAGAGUUGCAAGAAAAAAAAUAUAGCAUUUACUUCACUUUGUUCAGACGUUUCUUUAUUCUUCUUCUUCCUUCUUUCUUCAUCUUCUUGAUCGUGUUCAGAAAUCAUAUUCAUCACCUCUCUCUCUCUCUCUCUCUCCCUCUCUCUCUCUUAUCUCUCUCUCUUAUCUCUCUCUCUACAUUUUGGAUUCUUUAUAACAUGUGAGAUCGAUCUCUUUAUUUUUGAUCAAAGACGAGUUAGAAGAAGAAGAAGAAGAAGAAGAAGAAGCAAAGAAUCUUGUUAAAAGAAUAUGAUGAAGAUGAAGACAGGAUCGUCGCCGACGUCCGUAAGCGGAGGCGGUGGCGGUGGAAGUAGUGGUAAUGAGUGGGAGUACCGACCUGGAGGAAUGGUUGUUCAACGUCGGACGGAUCAGAACUCCGAAUUGCCACGUGUCAUUCGUGUCCGGGUCAAAUACGCGUCGGUUUAUCACGAGAUCAACAUCAAUUCCCAAUCUACCUUUGGAGAGUUGAAGAAGAUGUUGUCUGACCAGGUGGGACUUCACCACGAAGACAUGAAGGUUUUGUACAAAGACAAAGAGAGAGACUCGAAGAUGUUUCUUGAUCUUUGCGGAGUUAAAGAUCGUUCAAAGCUUGUUGUUAAAGAAGAUCCAAUUUCUCAGGAGAAACGUCUCCUUGAGAAAAGGAAAAACGCCGCCAUUGAAAAAGCUUCUAAAUCCAUCUCUGAUAUUAGUUUAGAAGUCGACAGGCUCGCCGGACAGGUGUCGGCGUUUGAGACAGUGAUUAAUAAAGGAGGGAAGGUUGAGGAGAAGAGUCUUGUGAAUCUGAUAGAGAUGUUAAUGAAUCAGUUGUUGAGACUUGAUGCAAUAAUGGGUGAUGGAGAUGUGAAAUUGAAGAGAAAGAUGCAGGUGCAAAGGGUUCAGAAGUAUGUUGAGGCACUUGACGUAUUGAAAGUCAAAAACUCUGCCAAAAAAGUUGAGAUCAAUAAGUCGGUCCGUCACAAACCGCAAAAGCAAACGCAAACGCAAUUUAAGCAACGCGAUUUGCUAUCGUUUGUGGAUGAAGAGGAAGAGGAGGAGCCUAGGAAUUCCAAUUCCUCCUCAUCAAGUACUCCGGGGAUUGGAACUAACAAAUGGGAGAUGUUUGAUUCCGCAUCAGCGGCAAAGGCGGCUGAAACGGUUAAACCGGUCCCUCCAAGAUACAAAUGGGAAUUCUUCGAUUAAAGCUAAAAUCACACCAUACAUACACACGAUUAAUAUGUUUUUUUACUUUUUAAUUACUUUUAAAAUCCGAUUUCAUAUUGUGAUUUGUUUUGUUUUUCAUCUCAAUUGGAUUGGGGUGUGUAUGAUUUGUGAUUUGAUACUGGCUAUUUUUUUUGAGGCUUUGUUUAGAAUAUCUUUUGUUUGGUCUCCCCCUUUAAGUCAAUUCACAAAUAACAAGGGAGUUUCAAACAAUUACUAUCAUUGUAAUACCUAAAGAUUUGGAUUUUCUUUACUAUUACAAUAAAAAAUGAUGCAACAGUUAUUUUA